Jaminaea rosea is the source of this 634-nucleotide messenger RNA. RefSeq names its product PRTase-like protein. Gene Ontology annotation, cellular component: cytoplasm. NCBI's taxonomy places the organism in Eukaryota, Fungi, Basidiomycota, Exobasidiomycetes, Microstromatales. The coding region runs from base 7 to 597 and encodes 196 amino acids. The transcript has 4 exons. The record is from RefSeq and is a predicted model, not a curated record. Gene Ontology annotation, molecular function: adenine binding; adenine phosphoribosyltransferase activity; AMP binding. Gene Ontology annotation, biological process: adenine salvage; AMP salvage.
GCCAACAUGUCCGACGUCGAGCAUCUCAAGUCCCUCUUUGAGUUCCACCCCGACUUCCCCCAGAAGGGCGUCAAUUUCUGCGAUAUUCUCCCCGUCCUCCGUGACCCUAUCGCCUUUGAGUCUCUCAUUACUCACAUGCUCCACCACAUCUUCUCCGUCACUUUGCCCAAGCUCCGCGCUGCAGCCAAGACGGAUGAGGAGAGGAAGCGCGUCAAGAUCGACGCCGUUGUUGGGCUGGACGCUCGUGGGUUCCUCUUUGGACCGCAGCUUGCUCAGAGACUGGGUGCUGCCUUCUUGCCUGUGAGAAAGAGGGGCAAGCUUCCUGGAGAGAAUGUGCAGGCUGAGUACGUCAAGGAGUACGGUAAGGACAUCUUCGAGAUGCCCUCUCGCACUAUCGAGUCUUCGCACGGCGGCCCGGCCAACAUUAUCGUCGUUGACGACCUCAUCGCUACUGGCGGAUCCGCAGGCGCGGCUGGCGAGCUGGUCAAGAAGGUCGGCGGCAAGACGGUCGAGUACAUUUUCGUCGUGGCCAUUCCCUUCCUCAAGGGAGAGGAGAAGCUCGAUGCGCCUUCCUACCACCUCGUCGAGGUGGACUGAUCGUUGAGAUCGUACGUCGAGAUACCCACAACUCGCA